Molecule: messenger RNA, 3544 nt
Organism: Cylas formicarius (sweet potato weevil)
Lineage: Eukaryota; Metazoa; Arthropoda; Insecta; Coleoptera; Brentidae
Product: fanconi-associated nuclease 1-like
Exons: 13
Coding region: 1473-3038 (521 amino acids)
Biological process (GO): interstrand cross-link repair
Cellular component (GO): nucleus
Molecular function (GO): 5'-3' exonuclease activity; flap-structured DNA binding; 5'-flap endonuclease activity
Source: RefSeq, a predicted model, not a curated record
AAACACUCUGUAUAUUUGAUAACCUCUAAAAACUCCCGCAUUUUUUGAAGUCACUAAUGUCACCUAGUUUUCAAAUUUACUUUAAGUGUUGCAUUUUAUAAAUAUUUCCUAUGCACUUAUCUCUACCUAAGAUUACAUUCUGUAAGGUAACCUCUUUCAAUGAUGAAACGCAGGAGAAAAUCCUCGUUUUUCGGUGUGAAUUGUGAGGAUUCCAUGAAACAGCUGACUAUUACAGAAAGUUUCAAAUACAGCAAAAAAGUUAAGGCAACUAUUAAAAAAAAAAGUAAUAAUAUAGCUGUUUCAGUUGCUAUGGUGAAUAAGGAAAGCGCAAGUUUGCCUUCUUGCAUUGAAAAUCCUAUAAACUCACCAACAGUUCAAGACAUUUCCUAUUGCUGUGCACAAGGUGCAGUGAAUUUAACACCAAGUACUGUCUUUGAUAAAUCAUUUUUUACAAAUGCAGACACCAAGGUUGACAGUGGUACACGAGAAUCGGCCACAAGAAAAAGAGAUUGCAACAACACUCUAAUAGGUGGUACAAAGCAGUCUGUAUCCCGCAAACUAAGUUUCGAAUCAUCAAGAAAACCAGCACAAAAACUUAAAAAAAAGCAAGGAGUGUGUUUAGAACAUGAUACUGAGAAGGUUUGUGAACCCCAAGUCAUUGCCCAAGAAAAUAUUUUGAGAGGAUUUGAUGUGGUGACAUCAAAGAAGAGUACUGACCAGCCAUCAUGUUCAACUUCAUUAAAUAGCUCUGGAGUUACAACAACACCUUCUAAAUGUGGAUCCAAAUCUCCUGCUAAAAACAAUUCUCCAACUAAAAAUAGUCCCCAGAAAGUGUUCAAAUCAAAAGAAGGCAAGCAAUUGCAAAUUAAACAUGUGGACCUGUUAGUUGAUUUAAUUGAAGAUGUUUGUGGAAGAUUACACUUUAAAUCAUAUUUAAAUGAAGAAGCUGCAUUGUUAGGCACAUUUUUAAAGAUGAAUUUUAAACAGAAAUAUGUUGUAAUGAAAUUAUUUGUUUGGAAAAAGAUGUGGUACAAUGUAUUUGAGUUUUGUAAAAAGGCUCACAUAGAGAUGGGCGAUGACCAUGACAUUUUGCAUAAUAUAUUUAAAUAUUUGAGUCAAGAGGGAAUUGUUGAUACAACGGGUUACCUAAAAAACUAAAAAUGUUCUGCUGAGAGCCUUUUCGUGUAGUUGACUAGGCAAAUUUUAAAUUACCUAAUUCCCAAAGGAUCUAAAAACUGCUAAUAUUCAGAUAGGAACACUUGUUUGACUUGUAUUACAAAGAAAGCACACAGGUUCCAGAACUUUUAAACUCUCUAAAUAGGCAAAGUGUUAAGGAUAUUGCUAAACAAGUAGUAAGAAAGAAUGGUAACAAUAAGGAGGAAGAUAUUGGUAUCAUUUUGAGACAUUGUUCCACUCAACAAACAUUUGGUCUAUCUUCCAAAGACAUUGUUUUAAAAUAUAUUGAAAAAAAAAUGGGCUUUUGCAUUAAACUUACCCACAAUAUGUAUCAAGCACUGAGCCAUGCCUAUAUUUUGGCCACAUUCUCUAAUUCCGAACUUGAAAAUAUUCAAGACUACUUUCGAAAUCAGUUACAUUUGAGGUUAGUCUUUCCUGAUUAUGACAUGGAAGAUUAUGUAGUGUUCAUUUCUAGAGAGGAGUUUCUCAGCUACUGUGAAGCAAAAGAACUUCAAAAAUCGCUGGAUGAGUGUAUUGCUGCAAGAAAUAAAACAGGCAUAUCUGCUAUUGGCCACAAAGCUUUGGAACAACUUAAAAAAGUUAAGAGUGUUUCUGAAAGUGUUUCACUAGCCAAUCAACAAUUUUUGGAAGAUGCCCCUCAUCUCAAAAUGUUUACAGCUGUUUAUGUGUACAGUUCUGUACUGUCGACCUGUGUCGAGCAUUUAUUUACAGAGAAGAAUGGCGAUCCAAAACUGGUAAAAGGCUGGUUAGACUAUCUCACAAGGGAAUUUCCCAGAUCUAGGAAAAUCGGCAAGUGGUUUUACAGGUUAAUUCAGAUACAUAUAAAACACCUCAAGCCACCAAAUUAUGAAGAGGCCGCAAAUAUUUUAAUUGAUGUAUUAAGCAAUAAAACAGAAGAAUUAAGUGACGUCGACAAACAUGAAUUGGGAAAGUUAGGAAAGGCACUAAAGUCAACCAAAGCCUAUAAAUUAGAGAGAAUUUACUGUGACCAAUUAACUGAAGUAAUUCCGAGUGAAAUAGACCUAAGUAACAUUUACCAGAGAACAUUUGAUGCUCAAUGUAAAAGAACCAAUCAGUUAGGUAAGAAAAGAAAAUAUGUCGCUCAACACGGGGAUGAUAAUAUUGUCAUGGCUGUUGAAGACUACGCCCUUGCUUGCUACAGAGAUGAGUAUCCAGGUGGGAUGCAUUGUGAGGGAAGUUUACUGAGGUCUCUCCUUGUUUUGUUUUUUUGGGACAUAAUUUAUAAACCUAAAAACCACAUACCUGGGGUCUUCAUUACCAAAAUACAAACAGCGCCGUUGGAUAUGUUCACCAAAUAUUUUCUCAAAAAUCGAAUGGCGGCCAUUAAAAAGAGGCUGCAUGAAAUUCAAAGUGUGUGGUCUCAAGAGGAACUCGUAAAAUUCGCUCAAGAAAAUUAUAAAUCACAUGCCCAUGAAAAAUCUGUAUUUGGACUGGUAAAUCAUGUAAUAGAAAAUGCAGAUAUGGUCGACGUCCUUCUUAAAGUUAUUGAUAGGCGACUGCUAGCCUGCAUCUUCCUCAGGAUUCUUUCAGAUCUUCGACAAUUCAGAAGCGGGAUGCCCGAUUUGUUUCUAUGGAAUGUCAACGAAGGAAAGUGUAAGUUUGUGGAAGUCAAAGGUGAAGGGGAUAAGCUUUCCACUACGCAGGAGUUGUGGCUCCAAUAUUUGAAAGAAAAAGGGGCCGAUGUAGAAAUUUGCUACAUUCAUUCAAAAGGUAGUAAAAGAAGAAAAUUAAAUAGACAAAGGGACUGCACAAAAAAAGAGCAGAAGGAAAAGGGCAAUGUAAUAGAAGCAGAAGUUAACAAUCUAGCUUCUCAUUGUUAAAAAGCCACAAUAUAUUUUAUAGCAUUACAUACAUAUUCCAAUUUUUCUAUUAAUAAUAUAUAAAAUGUUUUAUUGUAGAUUGAAGUUUUUUGUUGUGAAAAACGUAUCAUAUUUUAAAGGAUCCUGUGAUAUUUUCCAAAUAAAAAUUACUGGCAGAAAUGAGUUUAAUUUCGCUGAUUAAUUGGCCAUUGAUUAUUCCAGUCUUGUCUAUCAAGUGUGGACCAAAGUGUAUUUGGCUCAACUGAACAUAACAUGGUCAAUAAGAAACUAUAUUGAUCAGAACCCCCAUAAUAUGCAACUAAUCACCAGAUAUAGGACAGUCCCUUGAAUGAUGUGUUGUGCAAGUAUUCAAUGUGGAAAGAAUAUUUGAUCAUAGUAAAAAAAAAAACAGCCAAAAAAAUGUGAUCUAACAUUAAGUCAAUUAGAAACCUAGAACCGCACACUAAGGGCCUCUGCUGGAAAUAACCAAAACUAAGCCCAUCUGAAUUACGAUUGAAAUCUUAGCA